AUGGGCCUCGCCGCCGCCACGGGCGUGCUGCUGUACGGCCCGCCCGGCUGCGGCAAGACGCUGGUGGCCAAGGCCGUUGCCAACGAGAGCGGCGCCAACUUCAUCAGCAUCAAGCUUCGCAAGGACCCUCUUCCUGCUCUCUCACAAUUCCUGCCCAAACUCUUGUGGUUGAACCCUGCCUCCGAAAUCCCAUCCAUCAUCCCUCACAAGGGCCCCGAGCUGCUGAACAAGUGCGCUCCUGCGCAUACAUUCGCUUGA
Molecule: messenger RNA, 258 nt
Organism: Monoraphidium neglectum
Lineage: Eukaryota; Viridiplantae; Chlorophyta; Chlorophyceae; Sphaeropleales; Selenastraceae
Product: putative AAA domain-containing protein
Exons: 3
Coding region: 1-258 (85 amino acids)
Biological process (GO): ribosome biogenesis
Cellular component (GO): nucleus
Molecular function (GO): RNA binding; ATP hydrolysis activity; ATP binding
Source: RefSeq, a predicted model, not a curated record